AACCGGUUAUUCUGGUUUUCGCAUUACGUGUUGUCACGAAAGUGAGACAGGGCUCUCAACACUAGUUCAUUCUCUCAUCCAAUCCCUCAGUUGAAACUAGUUGAAACCAGUUGAAACCAGUUUGUGAUCGCAUGACUUAAUUCGAUGCCUAAUUUGAAUACAAGUGUUGCCUGAGCGUCUGGGUCGAACAGCACGUGUUUUAAGCACUGCGACUGAACUGACUCCAAAUGGCUAUCAACAGACGCGACUUGAAGGUGAUCUCGAUCACCCAGCUCAUCCUUUGUUUGGUGUUUCUCAUUUUGGGCCUUGUGGAUGGAUUAACUGUGCGAUUCGUGUAUUCCAGCUUGACUUACACACCAUGCUGGUUAGCGACCCUUGUGUUUAACGCUGGUUUGAUGGGCUUGGUUCUAAGCGGCAUGUAUAGACCUUCCUUGACUCUGAUGAAUUUCUUGCAGUCUGUGAGCGUAACCUGUGCUACAAUGUCAGCGAUAACCGUGUACCACUACAUGUUCGCUUGGUCCAAAUUGAUAGCUUUGAAUUCGGAAGGUUACUUUCUCAGCAAUACAAAUCGCUAUUUCCUGGGUAAAGACGAGGAUACAAAAUUCACUGAAAAGCAAAAAUCCAUGGUGGCUGUUUCUUUCCUGAUUAUCAUAUGUUCCAUCAUUGAGAUCAUUCUCGCGAUAGCAGCCAUCAGGAGCAGUAAUAUAGAUGCUCAGGGCCCGCAGGAAUCUCAAGUAAGUGAAAUAAAGGAUUGACCUAUUGUUCAUUUUUACAGGCUCAAAUUCCGUUGCAAUCGAUUUGAAAUCAGUUUGAUGGUCAGUCAGUCGAUCAUUCGGUCAGUCUGUCAAUCAGUUUGGCAGUCAGUCAGUCAGUCAGUUAUCAAUCAGUCAGUCGGCAGUCAGUCGGGUGGUCAGUUGAUGAGUUGGUCAGUCAGUCAAUUGGUCAGUCAGUCAGUCGGUCA
Molecule: messenger RNA, 961 nt
Organism: Pocillopora damicornis (cauliflower coral)
Lineage: Eukaryota; Metazoa; Cnidaria; Anthozoa; Scleractinia; Pocilloporidae
Source: RefSeq, a predicted model, not a curated record